AUGUACAAGGAAAUGCAGAAGCAAAAAUCACUGUUGGAACUCACUCAUUUGCUGGUCGAGAAGGACCAUUCAUGGGUGGAAAGUAAAAAGAAGAUGGAUGGGACAAUUUCCCUGGUGCCGUCACACGACAGAGGAGAAGAAGAAGAAGAGACCAGAUCUAUUCAUAAGUAUACCCCAUUGCUUAUGGCAACCAGCACCGGAAUAGCACAAAUUGUGGAAAAAGUUCUUCAGUUGCACCCUCAAGCGGCAGAGGCACACGACAUUGAUAAUCAACAAAACAUUCUGCACAUCGCCAUCAAGCACCGCCGGCUUCAGAUCUUUAAGCUGGUGAAAAAGAGUAAAUCAUUAACGUUAAGGAUGGCUAUGAAGAAUGACCGUGAUGGCAACACCAUAUUGCACCAAGCUGCAUACAUGAGAUAUUACUCUGCAAACACUCAACGGGUAGGUGGUCCUGCAUUGCAGUUGCAAGAAGAACUGCGUUGGAUGGUGCGUGUGGAAAAGAUAAUGCCACCUCACUACAUCACGCACCACAACCAUAAGGGUCUGACAGCGGAGGAGCUCUUCAAUAGUGAGCAUGCAAAGCUUCUUCAGUCGGCACAAGAAUGGAUGAAAGGGACUGCUCAGUCAUGCUCGACCGUGGCGGCUCUGGUGGCCACCGUGGUCUAUGCAGCCGCGUACACGGCUCCCGGGGGUUAUGAUUCCAACGGGCUUCCUCUUCUCCGGGAUUCCGCUUUCUUUGUCACUUUCGCCAUUACCAACACUGUCUCGCUUAUCAGCUCGUUGGCUUCUUUGGUCACGUUUCUCUCUAUCCUCACGUCGCCGUUUGAGUACCAAGACUUUUACCGUUCUCUUCCGUUCCGGCUACAUUUAGGGUUCACCCUUCUGUUCUUCUCACUGGUAACUAAUGUUUUGAAAGGCAUGCCUAAGCGCGCCUGA
This is a messenger RNA of Prunus mume (Japanese apricot), 936 nucleotides long. NCBI's taxonomy places the organism in Eukaryota, Viridiplantae, Streptophyta, Magnoliopsida, Rosales, Rosaceae. The record is from RefSeq and is a predicted model, not a curated record.